CCACGUCUACUAUUUCCAGAGGAGGCGUGGCAAGUUUGCACGCAGCUCAUGAAUAUGCAACGGCUCUCGGUGGGUACAGACGCUGACGGUUCGGUGUAGUGUUGUUUUGACUCCAGCGGGGCGAUUUUGACAAGCAGAUUUCGAAAAAGCAGAGGACGCCGAGACAAGGAACGGCGAACCAAGGCAUUUCCGGUCAUUUCUCUAUCCAGAGAGACUCCCGCAUACCGUAUAACCGGCCCGAUCCGAGGUCUUUAACAAUGCCUGGGAAAGCUGCGAUCGCCGUGACACUUCAACCCAACAGACAAGCUACGCAGAAAUCCUUCCCUUUUGUUUUGAAGAAGAUCAUGGACAUCCCUCCUCCUAACAUCCUGGAGGAAGGGGACGAUGAAAUAGAGAAGGAGAAGCUGUGUUCCUCUGAGGAUGUGGAGUGUGGUGGCACAGGAACAGGCAGCCAGCCCAGCGGAGGCUCCGGGGCCACUGGUGGAGGAGGCGGCAGUGGAGUAUCGGCCUCCCUAACCCCAACAAUUUGGGAGAAGACCAUCCCGUACGACGGGGAGACCUUCCACCUGGAGUACAUGGACCUGGACGAGUUCCUCCUGGAGAAUGGGAUCCCUGUGACUCUGGAGGAGGAGGAGCUGCAGAAGACUUUGACCCCGGAGGAGGGCAAAGAGAAAAGCGUCCCCAAGGCUACUGUUAGCACUACUGACACCACCCCCUCUCCAUCUGACACCUCGACCUCUGCCGUCUCGAUGUCCUCUCCAUCCAUCGCCGCAACUGCCACCACCGCGGCGGACCUAGAGCCAGAAGAGCCGGUGACAGUCACUACCCUACAGCCAGCAAAGUUGGAGGAGGAUGAAGAGGAAGAGGAAGUCGAUGAGGAGGAGGAAGACCAGGAGUCAUUAGCUGUGGAGGUCCCUGCAGAGCCAGAAGGGAAAGAGAAAAAGUCUGAGCGUAAGACUGUUGGCCGUAACACACCGUCCCCCAUCGACCCAGAGGCCAUCGAGGUCGACAUCAAUUUCCAGCCAGACCCGACGGACCUGGUGCUGUCCAGCGUACCUGGAGGGGAGCUGUUCAACCCGCGCAAACACAAAUUCUCUGAUGAGGAGCUGAAACCGCAGCCCAUGAUCAAGAAGGCCAAGAAAGUGUUUGUUCCCGAGGAGCAGAAGGAUGACAAGUACUGGUCACGGAGGAAGAAGAACAACAUGGCGGCCAAGCGUUCCCGCGAUGCUCGGCGGCUGAAGGAGAACCAGAUCACGGUGCGCGCCUCCUUCCUGGAGCGGGAGAACGCAGCGCUGCGGCAGCAGGUGGCCGAGCUGCGCAAGGACUGCGGCUGCUGCAAAAACAUCCUGGACCGAUACGAGGCAAAGUACGGCCCUCUGUAAAAGAAACAGCCCCCCUGAAAAAAAAGUCCCCUAAAAAAACAAUUACAACAAAAAAAAAAAUCUUCUGAAGUAUCAAAGAAUCGUGAGGCAAAAGCAGAAGUCCACUCCCCCUCUGAAUACAACACAGACUACAAACACAAAGGGAAUCUGAAAUUGCACUGCUGUAAUUGCUGACCACCGGUCACUGCGUCGAGCCCCAGUCGCUGUCUCUCGCGAUGGCGCUGGAGAGGCGGAGACACACUGGCAGGCAGUGAGGCAGCUACAUUUGGGAGCAGUGGUCAGAGGAAGGCCUGUGGAGAGCGCCUGGCUCCUACACAAAUAGAGGAAGGCGGUUGUUCUGGACACUCCCACAGUCAAACAUACAGGGAACAUAUGUCUGUCUACUGGACUGUCUCUAAGACGGGUAAAAAAAUAAAAAGGGAAGUCAGGAAGUGAGAGCGGGAGCAGCACACAUACACGCCAAUGCAGUUUUUCACUGUGCAGAAAGGCGUGUCUGAACAGACCAAAGGAGGAGUAAUGUCCGGGUGUGCUGUGCUGUUUAAACCUGCCGUCCUGUUGUGCGCACUCGCUGCGGCUUUUCCUUUUCAAAAUAUUCAAGUGUAGGCUCAGAUGAGGGACGUUUUCAGACCUUGUUUAUUUUUUAUAACAGAGCGGGACAGGAACAGAGGAACGCGUGAUUAAAGGCGUGGUGAAUCCAGAGGUGGUAUUUGCGAGACCACGAGUCUGAAGAGCGGGAAUGAUGGAGCUCUUCCCCUUUAGGCAAGGGAAAAGAGGGAGAAACGGCCCUCAUGGCGUGUGAUUCAGUUCACAGUUCUUCCUUUUGUCUCGGCCUUUGCUUGUAACACGUGCACAGUUGUGCACACACACACACACAAACACACACUGUGUUGAAAAACAAAUCUUUGUAUAUACAUGUUCUGCUCCCUGCACCACAUAGAUGGGGGGUUAUCUAUGUGUUAACAAUUUUUGCACUCUAUUCUUAAAAAGUGACGUAGUGUGUGCAGAUCAGACACAUAGUCAUUCGAGACUACAACAUGUGGUGGGCUGGCACCUUAUUUGUACUACGGCCAUGUUUGGGGGGCGAGGGGGGACACAGUAGCUGAGAAAAAAAGAGGCACCAAUCACAGUCUGAAGCUCUUGUGUUUUAUUUUUCUUUUCUACUAGACUCACACAAGAUUUAUAAAACACGACUGUUUGGGGUUUUCCCUCCAGAUGACGUCUUUCUUUUUUUAAAAGGUAGCAGGACUAUUGACCUGAGUUUUUCGGGAGGUUAAUGCCCAUCGCUGAAGGUAUACGUUUGAUGGUUCCCAGGGCCCUCACAGGCGGAGGGGUAUUUUAAAUGUUGGGUUGUUUAUUUUACUGCACACUGCAAGUAGAGGGCGCCAGAGCCAACGGUACAGUCAAGAGAAACGGUGAAGACUGGAAAUGUUGCCAGACUCGAGAGAGACGUCUGCUCCUUAACAAUGUAAAUAAAUGACUAUGUCAUGGUCUUUUCUCCCCGAUUGUGAGACUGUGUCUGUAGUAACCCAAUGCUAUCCCUUAUGUUUGCCAAAAAAAAGCUACAUUAUGGUGAGUGCUGUAUUUAUUCUGAUAGUAAUAAUGCAUCUAUUGAUUGUGAUGUACGACAACAUGUCAGAUGAUUAUAUUUCCUUCGCGGAACAAUACUUCUAACAGAACCAAUGACUACGCAGGGACAUCAAUGGGUAAACUGUGCUUAUGGAUUUUUGUUUAGAAAUCAGCUUUAUGGAAGGAGCGGUAUUGGAUUUUAUUUUUCUUAAUAUCUUUACCAAGGACUUAGCAGGUUCAUAUUUACCUCAUCCGACGCUUUGUUAGAUGCUCCUUGGGAAGCCGAACCCGUUACCUGUGCUUUCACGGGAAAGAAGUCUUGGCGGGGAGGGGGCGGGGCUACACGGUGUUUAGCUGAAAACAGACAGCACGUUGGCCUGUAAGGGAGCCUCGUUCCGUUUGCUGAAACUUUUUUAAAUCCCCCAAAUCACAACAGGAGUUUCUGUUUGCCGAAACACAGCCAAGUCUGCGUCUGAAUUGGGAAAACACACGACAGACUGUUUUAAGCCACGAGACUCGGUAUGUCCAAGUGUCCUCGGCUCGUGUAGGCCUUUCUGGUUGGUCGGCUUGUGUUCAUUAUCAAUGUUGUAAUGUUGGGACAGUUUGAUACAUGUGGCAAUAAUACUCUCUUAUUCAAUGCUUGUUUUUUCUUUUUCUUUUCUUCCCCCCCAAUGAUGUUCAAUGUAAAGUCUCUAUGAUGUACCGAGUAGAGAAAUAACCCUCAAGUCAUUUGUGCUUCCAAGUUCAAAUCCCCUAUAGUUUGGGAUUCUAAUGCAUGAAACCCAGUAAAAUUGUCAUAUUUUUCAGAACAUUUUACACCAAGUGUACUUAUAUCUGUAAACUAUGGCUGAGAGUUCUCGACAUUGUACUAGACUUGUAAUUGGAUGGAUGGAUAAGCGGCCACAUCGUGCAGUUCUGUCCAGAUUUCCUAAUGACUUGUUUAUUAGUGCAUCUACCCUCGUGCAGUCAGUGGUGGGUCGACCUCGGGGCGAACAUGAUUCGUUUUGAUUGCUAUGUUGAUAAUUUUCUAUCAAGCAAAAAGUGAUCGUUGUCUUAAAUCUCGCCGGACAAGUCAGUGAUAUAGAUCAGGAAGGCUACGCGUUUGUUUCAGUUUCCUUGUGGAAACUGGUUCAGUGGAGAUUUCUGGUUCAGUAGAGAUUUCUCUGCAGGGUUGAUUCAUUCUGCAUCGACGUUCAGACUCAACGGGCCUCCCAGUGCAGUUUGUACCAUUCUAGCAGCUGAUGAAUGGGAACUCCUACAGACUUUAUUAUGAAUUAAAACUUAAAAAAAAACAUCCUGCACAAGGUUUACUUAAGGUACCGGGGUAGGAGCGAGACACAGUGGUCAUUGAUAGAACAGCAUAUGUAGCAAUCACUGUUUUUUACUCUUCAGAAAUAGAUGUAUUACUCCCGGAGGAAAAAAAAAUUAAAACAUGACAUUUUUAACAAGUUAGUUUUAUUUGUGAGGUUUUAUCUUUUUAUAGAAAAAAAAUGCAUUUUGUUGUGAUUUUUAUCGUCCUACCCAUGCAUAGGAUAUGUGCUAUGGCAGUACCAUGUCCGAACUGUAUCUUAUAUCAUGCAUAUGAAAUAAAGAGGUCUAAUGAAACAUGA
Molecule: messenger RNA, 4558 nt
Organism: Lampris incognitus (smalleye Pacific opah)
Lineage: Eukaryota; Metazoa; Chordata; Actinopteri; Lampriformes; Lampridae
Gene: tefb
Product: TEF transcription factor, PAR bZIP family member b
Exons: 4
Coding region: 258-1382 (374 amino acids)
Biological process (GO): regulation of transcription by RNA polymerase II
Cellular component (GO): nucleus
Molecular function (GO): RNA polymerase II cis-regulatory region sequence-specific DNA binding; DNA-binding transcription factor activity, RNA polymerase II-specific
Source: RefSeq, a predicted model, not a curated record